Messenger RNA from Raphanus sativus (radish), 432 nucleotides. Its product is annotated as heat stress transcription factor A-4a-like. NCBI's taxonomy places the organism in Eukaryota, Viridiplantae, Streptophyta, Magnoliopsida, Brassicales, Brassicaceae. Gene Ontology annotation, biological process: regulation of transcription by RNA polymerase II. The record is from RefSeq and is a predicted model, not a curated record. Gene Ontology annotation, molecular function: RNA polymerase II cis-regulatory region sequence-specific DNA binding; DNA-binding transcription factor activity. The transcript has a single exon. Gene Ontology annotation, cellular component: nucleus. Bases 1 to 432 code for a protein of 143 amino acids.
AUGGUUUGCAAACUACCAACAGGAUCUUUUUCAUCAUUCUACCUCCAACUUUAUCAGAUUGUGGAGGAUCGUUCGUCGGAUCAGGUCAUCUCGUGGAGCAAAACAAACAACAACAGUUUCAUCGUUUGGGACUUGAAGAGGCUUCGCAGCGACAUCCUUCUCAAAUUCUCCUCUGUAUUGGGCAGAAACUUGCCAGAGUUUCUCGCAAAGCUUCGGUCUCACGGCUUCAAACCGGUCUUCAAGGGCCCUGGAGAAUUGGAGUUUGAACAUGAUGAUUUCGCAAGAAGCCCUCUGAUGAAGAAGAUGAUGGCCAAAGCCUUGUCGGAUAGGAUUGAGAGGUUCGAUGCUCAGAUCAAAACCUUGAAGUGUAGACUCAAAGCCAAGAAAGCUUCCCUCAAAGUUGAGAUUCUCUUCCAAAACCUGCGUAUCUGA